Dinoponera quadriceps is the source of this 3185-nucleotide messenger RNA. Its product is annotated as UBA-like domain-containing protein 2. The coding region runs from base 392 to 835 and encodes 147 amino acids. The record is from RefSeq and is a predicted model, not a curated record. NCBI's taxonomy places the organism in Eukaryota, Metazoa, Arthropoda, Insecta, Hymenoptera, Formicidae. Gene Ontology annotation, molecular function: protein binding. The transcript is spliced from 4 exons.
UCGCAGCAGUUGCGGCCGUCUGCGAUGAGUUUAGUUUUGAAAACAAGGGGCCGCCCGCCGCUCGCCAUCGCACGUCGUCGUCGUCGUCGCGCUCGCUCCGUGUAGACGAGGCGCUCGGUCAUACGUAUCGUGAACGGAUCGACCGUAAGUGGACCGCCGAGGAUCGUGCCGUGUCGUGCCGUGGACGUUUAUCGCUUCUUCCGUCCCUCUUUCCUGCACGCAUACGUACGUACAUCCGUCCCUCCGUUCACUCGCUCACUCUCUUUCCUUUUGCCACCGUGCCCUCUUCGUCCUCCCGUUUCCCCGAUCGUCAGCACCUCCCACACUCCUCGCGUCUCUCUCCGCGUGACCCUUCGUGUCUACGUUGAGCGAAACGUGACCGACACAAAAAAUGGACGCCCUACGGGAGCAGGUGAUGAUCAAUCAGUUCGUGUUGGCCGCGGGCUGCGCCAGGGAGCAGGCGAAGCAGUUGCUACAAGCGGCGCAUUGGCAAUUUGAGACCGCUCUCAGCAUUUUCUUCCAAGAGGCGGCGAUACCCUCAUGCGCGCAAGGAGCCGGCACCCACUUCGGCCAAAUCACACCAUGCAACACGCCAGCCACUCCGCCAAAUUUUCCAGACGCGCUGUUGGCGUUCUCGAAAAUGUCAGCCGGUGACAAGACUCCCUCUGGUAUGUCACCGAGCCAGAACGGUUUGCAGACAAACUCGUCGGCGUCUGUGGCGGCGGGCAUGCAACACCAUGCGGCCGCCGGUGGCCGGUGUAGCGCGUCCGGGAACGCUCAACAGCAGACGACGCAGCCCCAGCAGCAGUUCGGCUUGGGAGAGCCGCAGAGAUAAAACUGACCCGGUCCUAGUCGGCGAUGCGCGAUCACGAAUCCACGUAGUAGACGCGCGCGAUAAUAUUCCCGGGGCGAGAAUCGCGCGCUCCGACACAGCGAGAACAGGACGUUUUAGAAAGGAGACAAACGUACGCGGGCGAUAGAAGGAGCGGAUAACGAGAGAGAGAGAGAGAGAGAGAGAGAGAGAUGUCCUUUGAAGAGACGUUUCCUGGAAGGAAGAGGAGGAAGCGACAGGAAAGAGGAGCGCGUCCGCGAGAAGACUCUUUAUUGAGGAUUGAAGACUACGUUAGCUACGCACAAUAAUAAAACGACGUUUGUGAUUGCAUGCUCUCACUACCUACGUGCGUGUAUGUGUGCAUCAUGUACGUGCGAAACGCGCGACAGUACCCGAGUGUCGAUUUUCCCCUACUACGAUGACGAUGACCUAGACGAUGACCACGACGCUGCCGCCGUCUGUCGUCCAGCGCGACGACGACGCGCGUGUCUCGAUCGCCGUUUAUCUCCUCCUCGGCUACCUCGAGAGACACAGCGACAGAGAAGGGUAGUCUUCGCGGUAGUCCGCUUCUACUCACGGCAAAAGCACUCGAGAGGCAAGGGCCAAGGGGUGAGGAUCAUUUUACGGAACCGUCGAGGUCUCCCUUGUCCAGCUGUCUCCGUUUUACUUCUCGGAUUUUCUUGCCUUCUCUCCGACUGAAGUGUAGAUCCAGAAGGUCGAUCGAGAAGCGAAGACAUCGACGUGUCCCAGAGAGAGAGAGAGAGAGAGAGAGAAUGAUCGGCUGUCCAACGUACGGCUGCCCUUCGCUCCGCGAUCCGACUUCCUUGUAGUCCCUUGUCGCUAUUAGAUACGCGGCUGUUUCUCCAAGAUUCGCUGUGCACACACACACACACACACACACACACACACACACACACACACACACACACACACACACACACCUUCGCUUUCGAGUCGAAUGUGAACUUUCGCUAACACUUCCACGCCACAGUACAAAGGAGCUCCGCUGUUGUGAGGGGCAUAUAUAUAGUUUUAGUUUUCUCGUCCCAUUUUUGGAUAUGGUCGUCGCAUUUGUUUCUUUUCUCUCGCGGAGGAUGAGAUAGCAAUCGUCCGCUUGUUUCACAUGCAAGAUAUAUCGCAAAUAACCCGCACCCAAUUGCUGCUGCUGCAUCACCCGGCAAGGCUGUUCAUUUGAUAUCGUAAUGCUCGGCUGGUCGGUUUCACAAUUAAUUACUCAUCUUUUCGUCGUUUACCUAUGUAGCAUGCUCGCGGUACGCGCGUUAUUAUUCACGCCGGACGGAUUACGUUUCCGUACGUAUAAGCGUGUAUUUCGAUGGUAUAAAAUAUACGAGGCUAAAUGUAAUUAAACGAAGAUCUUUAUCGUGUAAAAAUUUGUAAAAAGAUUCCCCUCGAAUUAUAUAACGUUCAUCUAGGCGUUUUACGUACUAAUAACUGAGAUCCGAAGGAUCGCGUGAAUGAUAAAUGAACGAUAGAAAGAGAGAAAGAGAAAGAAUGAGUGAGUGAGUAAGAAAGACAGAGAAAGAGAGAGAGAGAGAGAUGUACUCAUCGAAACUAAUAAUAAUAUACCUGGUGUCUCUCUUUCCUGGUUUCCGCUGUUGCGACGAACAGCGAAGACUUCUCAGUUUUAAUUUAAUGUAUAUUUCGUCGACUAAUUGCGAUAACACACACACAUGCGCGACUAGAGAUUAUAAACUACCUGUUUUAUGCAAUAUUAGAUUCUUCUUCACGAUAUUCACAAACGCUCUCGUCUGGCAGCUGACGAUACAAUUCUACCUGAAACAGUAUAUCAAAUCGCUCCAUAUCGUUCGUUGAUAUUUAUCCUAACAUAGAGGAACAAUUAUUCGUUACUAGCAUCCAUACUUGUUUCUAUAUGUUUAUGUUACAUAGUAGCGAAUUUUUUCAGAUUACUUUCUCGCUGGACGUCUCUUGUAAUAGGUAUUAGAAGAGUUUCUUUCCUUAUCAUUCAUGUCUGACGUUUGUAAAGUGUUUUUACACACAAUAUAGUAUCUGAUCUUUUCAUACGUAGUCGUAAUAAUAGUCUCGAAGAAGGUUGAUAAGGAUCGUGCGAGAGUCCAAAGUGGACUUAACUUCUUUACGAUCAUGCAAUAGUUCCAGAUUACCCAGAUAUCGCAUACAGCUUCGUCACUGUGAAAUCGUUUUUAUGUAAAUAAUAGUAGAUAUUAAGCGUAAGAAAAAUACUUUGUGAGUAUGAGAUAUUUUUUCCACGCUUUAAAUACCUUCCUUAUGUUUGUAACGUUUAGGCUAUUUAAGAUAGAUGAGAGAAAGAGAGAAAGGAAGAGAGAGAGAGAGAGAGAGAAAUAUGAACUACUAU